This is a messenger RNA of Hevea brasiliensis (rubber tree), 2465 nucleotides long. Its product is annotated as asparagine--tRNA ligase, cytoplasmic 2. Gene Ontology annotation, cellular component: mitochondrion. The transcript has 8 exons. Bases 287 to 2230 code for a protein of 647 amino acids. The record is from RefSeq and is a predicted model, not a curated record. Gene Ontology annotation, molecular function: ATP binding; asparagine-tRNA ligase activity. Lineage: Eukaryota; Viridiplantae; Streptophyta; Magnoliopsida; Malpighiales; Euphorbiaceae. Gene Ontology annotation, biological process: asparaginyl-tRNA aminoacylation.
UCAAUUUGAAUUCCCGCGAAUGCCCAGUCUUCAAGAAUACCAAACCUUGCCUCCCUUUCCUUCUCUCUGAAUUUCUCAUAUCUGUUGUCAAUUCUCUGAAACAAUUCCUUUCCUUCACACCCAUCCUCAAGAAUGACUUCCAAAGCAAAGCAUCCUUCUUCUUCUAUAUCAUCACAUCCAUGUUCCUUCUUCUUCAUCAUUCAUUCAUUUCCCAAUUCAACAACCUGCAAAUUUUCUCCUCCUUUCUUGUCUCUAUUCUAUCUUCUCCUUCUGUUUAAACCACAACAUGGCAUCCCAAGAACCCGCUUUGGCACCUCAAAAGUCCAUAACACCCUCUGAAGAACCAGAAACAACCCCUCAAGAACCUGUACCCACCACUCCUCUGAUUCUACCAUUCAAGUACUCAAAUCGGGUGGUCCUGAAAACCAUUUUAGAACGAAGCGAUGGAGGGGUUGGAUUGGUGGGUGAGAAAGUGGUGAUUGGUGGGUGGGUGAGGGCUUCCAAGGAGGUGAGGAAAGACCCUCCUCCACAGUUGCAGCCAGAGGAUAAUGAUGAGGCUACUGCGUCUCUAGGCCAUAAAGAUGCCAGCUGCUUGGAGAUUCUCCAAACUCGAGUACCCAUACUCAGGUCCAUAUCGAAGAUUUUCGGGUGUGGUGGUAAUUACCCAGUUCGUGCAAAAUUGCGGCCUGCUUCCUCUAAAUCACCUGUAGCCUCUAUACCAUCUCCUCCUCCAAUUGUUAACUUGCUUGUUAGCGAUGGUUCUUGUGUUGCAAGUCUCCAGGUUACGAUGCAGUUCUCUGAUGAUUUCCCUGUGGGCUCAAGGCCUAUUGGAACUUGUAUUUUAGCUGAGGGAGUCAUACAUCAGUUAUCAGAGCAGGGAAAACAGGGUAUUGAGUUCAAAGUAGAGAAAAUCCUUCAUAUAGGUGCAGUGGAAGAUGAUAAGUAUCUAUUAUCAAGAAAAAGAUUGCCAUUAGAGACCUUGAGAGAUUAUUCUCAUUUUCGGCCUCGGACAAAUACGGUGGCAUCUCUUACGCGAAUCCGUAGUGCCUUGGCUUUUGCGACUCGCACAUUCUUCCAAGAUAAUGGGUUUCUCAGUGUGGAAGUGCCCAUUAUGACAAUCACAGAUGGUGAAGGAUUUAGUACAAAGUUCAGGGUUACUACUGUUCCUGUCAAAGAAGUUGAAAAGGAACAGCCAGAAAUUACUGAUAGUACUGAUGGUACUAAUCUUGAAAUUGUUAAGGCUGCCAUAAAAGAGAAGAGUAAUCUAAUUCAACAACUCCAGAGAAGUGACAGCGACAGGGAAGCACUGGUCGCAGCACAGCAGGAUUUGCUCAAAACAAGUCAACUGUUAUCACAAUUAGAAGAAAAAGAAAAACUUAGAUUGGAAGCUUUAAGGAAGGCUAGUAAAGCUCAGGUUCCCGAAGAUUUCUUCUCUCAACCUACUUACCUAACAGUUUCUGGUGUCCUUCAUAUGGAGAGCUAUGCAUGUGCUCUUGGAAAUGUCUACUCAUUUGGACCUAGGUUUCGAGCAGACAGAAGGGGAACUGCAAAACAAGUGGUAGAGACGUGGAUGGUUGAGGCUGAAAUGGCUUUUUCAGAACUAGAGGAUGCCAUGAACUGUGCAGAAGACUAUUUCAUGUUCCUCUGCAAAUGGGUUUUGGAUAAUUGUUCAUCAGAAAUGAAAUUUGUUUCAAAACGCAUUGACAAAACCAGAACCAAUCUUCUUGAAUCAAUGAUAUCAUUUUCAUAUGAAAGGAUCACCUAUACGGAAGCAGUGAAUGCUUUGAAAAAUGUUGCUGAUAGAAAAUUUGAAACUCAACCUGAAUGGGGCAUUGAAUUAACAUCUCAACAUCUAAGGUAUUUGGUUGAUGAAAUCUAUAAGAGGCCUGUAAUUUUAUACAACUUCCCAAAAGAAUUGAAGCCAUUUUAUGUACGAUUGAAUGACGAUGGAAAAACAGUUGCAGCAUUUGAUAUGGUUAUACCCAGGGGUGGAACAUUCAUCACAGGUAACCAAAAGGAGGAACGCUUCAAUUUGCUAAAUGAAAGGAUAAAUGAACUAAACUUGCCCAGAGAGCAGUAUGAAUGGUACUUAGAUCUUCGCCGGUACGGAACGGUCAAGCACUCUGGUUUUACUCUUGGGUAUGACCUUAUGGUUCUCUUCGCUACUGGCAUCCCUGAUGUCAGAGAUGCAAUUCCCUUCCCCAGAAGCAGUAGCAAGGUUAAUAACUAAACAGGCUACCAGAAAGAAUCAUACCUCCAACAAUGGAAUGACCUUGCAUGAAAGCCAAUAAAUUAGCAAAAUGUUGUCUAUGUAAAUAUGUAAUUGUAAAUGCUGGUAGAUAAAAGUACAAGAAAGGUGUAUGCUAGAUCAAGAGCAUUAUUUUGAAUUCUGGUUGACCUAAUGUACACAAGGAAAAUUAUCGGUUCAGAUAAGAUUAUUCCAAAUUUAUGCAUUUAUGUUCUCA